AAUAUUAGUACAUCACAAAUUUAAUUUAAUUAAUUAUCAAACAAAACCCCCCUCUCUCUGAGACUCUCUCAGAGAAAACGACCGCCAAAAACAGUCCUUCAAUCAAUAUUCAAUCUGUUACGUUUCCAAACAAAUCAACACUUAGAUCCAUUCUUCCAGUUUUUGCUUCUCUGAAACUUGUAUGUUAAGCCUUUACAAACUGAUAAAGCUGGAAUCUUUUUUCUUUUAUGUUAUGGCCGAGGAACAAGAAGCACUUCUUCCAAUUUGAAUUUGAAUUUGAAUUCGGAUUCGUUUUUGUUUUCAGUUACUGAAUUGAGAAAGUUGAAUAAAUUAUUGUUGAUUCUUUCACCAAGACAAAUGAGGAAAAGCUUGCGCUUCUUUCUUCGGUUUCAUCUCCUCUUCUUUCUCUUCUUCACUACAAUUGCACCUAAGGUAGUGCAAGCCUUCACUGGUACUUAUGGAAUAAAUUAUGGAAGGAUUGCAGAUAACAUUCCAUCACCUGAAGAAGUUGCUACCCUUCUGAGGGCAGCAAAGAUAAAGAAUGUUCGUAUUUAUGAUGCCGAUCACAGUGUUCUCCAGGCCUUCAGUGGGACUGGGCUUGAAAUUGUGGUUGGACUUCCAAAUGGAUAUGUGAAAGAAAUGAGUGCCAAUGAGAGUCAUGCAAUGAGUUGGGUUAAAGAAAAUGUGCAGUCAUUUCUUCCAGGGACAAAAAUUGUUGGAAUCGCUGUGGGGAAUGAAGUUCUGGGAGGGGGUGAUUAUGAAAUGUGGGGAGCUCUUUUAGGUGCAGUUAAAAAUGUUUACAAUUCUAUAAAGAAGCUUGAUUUAGCUGAUAAAGUUCAGAUCACCACAGCUCAUUCACAGGCUGUAUUUGAUAAGUCCUACCCCCCCUCAUCAUGUAUAUUUAAAGAUGAUGUUGCUCAGUAUAUGAAGCCAUUAUUGGAAUUUUUCGCUCAAAUUGGCUCUCCUUUCUGUCUGAAUGCCUACCCAUUUUUGGCCUACAUGGGUGAUCCAGAGAAUAUAGAUAUGAAUUAUGCUCUUUUCCUGUCAACUCAGGGGAUUGACGAUUCAAAAACUAAUCUGCAUUAUGAUAAUAUGCUUGAUGCUCAGAUCGAUGCAGCCUAUGCUGCUUUAGAAGAUGCUGGAUUUAAAAAGAUGGAAGUUAUAAUUACUGAGACUGGGUGGGCUUCACGUGGAGAUGACAAUGAAGCAGCUGCAACAGUUGAUAAUGCUAGAACAUACAAUUAUAAUCUGCGGAAAAGGCUUGCAAAGAAGAAAGGAACUCCACUUAGGCCGAAGAGUGUGGUGAAAGCUUAUAUUUUUGCAAUUUUUAAUGAAAAUUUGAAACCGGGGCCAACUUCCGAGAGGAAUUUUGGACUAUUUAAGCCUGAUGGGAGCAUUGCAUAUGACAUUGGAUAUCAUGGGCUGAAAUCUUCAUCUGCUGAUUCGUUGCAGAAGUAAGUUACGGACGGCUGCAAAUAGCUGGAUAUGCUUUCAUCGGGCAAAGGAAAGAUUAGUGCAACAUUAUUGCACAAAUUAUGGUUAAUUACUAGUUGCAGAGAAUGAUAUAUUUGAUGACAAAGCUGUUUAUUUAUUUAAUUCGGUUUUGGUGAAUACUUAGCAGUUGACCCCUGUGUAUAUCAAGUGAAUAAAAGAAAUGGGAAAACAGAAUACCCAACCUCAGAUAACUCUUUACUAUUUACAGGAACAAAUUAUUGAGGGAGCAGACGUGUGCGUAUGCAGUUAUUUUUUUUUUUUUUUUUUUAUGAUUUAUGAUACUAAAUCAUCCACU
Molecule: messenger RNA, 1789 nt
Organism: Pistacia vera
Lineage: Eukaryota; Viridiplantae; Streptophyta; Magnoliopsida; Sapindales; Anacardiaceae
Product: glucan endo-1,3-beta-glucosidase 11-like
Exons: 3
Coding region: 358-1458 (366 amino acids)
Biological process (GO): carbohydrate metabolic process
Cellular component (GO): plasma membrane
Molecular function (GO): hydrolase activity, hydrolyzing O-glycosyl compounds
Source: RefSeq, a predicted model, not a curated record